AUGCUUGGUGGUGCUGCCGUCUUGGGCGGUGGCAGCAGAGACUCGGGCAUCAGCGGCAGCCUGGACUCAAUACCUGUCAACUCAGUUGACAGUAAUGGGCGGACGGCACUGCAUAUGGCGGCGUAUGGCAACUCUGUAGCUGCGGCUCGUCUCCUGCUGGCUGCGGGUGCCAACACUGAGGCCUACGAUAUCACAGGCAGCGGUGCCUUGCAGGCAGCCGUCGCGAGUGGACGUGUGCACCUCGUCACUUUGCUCCUUGAAAACGAAGCAUCAGUCGGUCAUGAGGACAAAUAUGGCAACACUGCCCUGCACUACGCCUGCCUAUUGGCUCCCUCGAAGUCUGCGGACACAAUCUUGUCUGCUAUUCUGACUAAACACAAACACAGCCACAGAUGUUGCUGUCACAGCAACAUCUGUGUUGACAUCAUCUGUUUGUGUUGA
This is a messenger RNA of Hyalella azteca, 441 nucleotides long. Its product is annotated as 26S proteasome non-ATPase regulatory subunit 10-like. Gene Ontology annotation, molecular function: protein binding. The record is from RefSeq and is a predicted model, not a curated record. The transcript is spliced from 3 exons. Lineage: Eukaryota; Metazoa; Arthropoda; Malacostraca; Amphipoda; Hyalellidae. The coding region runs from base 1 to 441 and encodes 146 amino acids.